This is a messenger RNA of Paramacrobiotus metropolitanus, 2288 nucleotides long. RefSeq names its product major facilitator superfamily domain-containing protein 12-like. The transcript has 8 exons. Gene Ontology annotation, cellular component: membrane. Gene Ontology annotation, biological process: carbohydrate transport. Gene Ontology annotation, molecular function: symporter activity. The record is from RefSeq and is a predicted model, not a curated record. Bases 351 to 2060 code for a protein of 569 amino acids. Lineage: Eukaryota; Metazoa; Tardigrada; Eutardigrada; Parachela; Macrobiotidae.
GCUAUCGUAAUAUUUUAAUCUGAUUUACGAUUAAAUUAUCGCCACCUUCACUUGUCAGACGUUCGCCGUUCAUCUGUAUCUCGGUAUGUCAUAUGCUUAUUGGUAGUUUAUGUUGACCAGAAAAGUUGUUAUGAAAGUGUGAAAGUACGGGUGCAAUCUGUUUUAAGAUUCAAAUGUCAUUGCAUUCUCCGAUAUGGAAUCGUAAUCCAAAGCUUGCUGCUUACGCGAUUAUUCCGAAUCGGGACACGGAGACACGGGAUUAAUCACUAAGAACUUUUGGGAUUGUAGUGUAGCCAUCAUAUGGACGAUCGCGCCAGUCCUACAGGAUUAUUCCCCUCCUGCGGAGCACCAUGCAUGUUGAUAUGAAUCAGGAGGAACCAACGCUUAAUGGCAGCACAUCGGCGACAGAGCCACAGGUGGUCAAUGGCGACAAUCAUAACAAAGACGACCAUCACCAUGAUCACCACCACAAAUCGCUGGGAUUACCGCAGGACAUCCUGGCAGAAGUGCGCCCUCCAUCCCCGGAUUCCCCAGACAGUGUGGAUACUGCGGGAAUUCUGGGGGAGGACAAACGUCCGCUGACUCUCAUACGGAAAGCGUGCUACGGUGUUGGACAUGUGCUCAAUGAUUUAUGCGCUGCCAUGUGGUUCAGCUAUUUGUUGGUGUUCCUGCACAGCGUGCUGAACUUUACCAACACCUACGCUGGUGCUGUGAUACUGCUGGGGCAAGUUGCGGAUGCGAUUGCCACUCCCUUUGUCGGAAUUGAAUCUGACCAUUCUGUCUCGGGAUUUUUUGGUUAUGGGCGAAGGAAAAGUUGGCAUCUUAUCGGUACGAUAGCGGUGAUUGUGUCAUUCCCUUUCCUGUUUAUUGACUGCAUCGGCUGUCAUAAUUCUCACGAUUGGGCCAAAUUCAUUUACUUCGCGCCCUUUGUUGUUAUUUUCCAAUUUGGCUGGGCUUCUGUCCAGAUUGCGCAUCUUGCUCUGAUUCCGGAUUUAUCUUCAGAUGGUUCCCAUCGCGUUGAACUCAAUGCUAUUCGUUACGGAUGGACAGUCAUAUCUAACCUCACAGUUUAUAUGCUUACUUGGUUGGUCCUGAGAAUGGAUACCGACGGCGAUAAAACGGUCAACCCUUCUGAUGCAUCAACAUUCCGAAUGAUUGUUUUCAUUGUAAUUGGUGUGGGAACAUUGUUUUCCGUUAUAUUCCAUGUUGGUGUGAAAGAAGAUCCACAUCCACAACGCAGCUCAUCGCAGUCCUCUGUAGAAACACAAGACAGCCAGAUGAGCUCGGUGCAUAUGACUUGGGCAGAGUGGUUUAAAGAACCGCACUUUUACAUUGUGGGUGCUCUAUAUAUGUCCGCCCGGCUUUUUGUCAACCUCACGCAGGUGUAUUUGCCAAUGUAUUUGCUGGAUACUCUGCAACUAGGAAAGGACAGUAUCGGCUAUAUUCCUCUCAUGGUUUACAUGACCGGCUUUGUAGCUUCAGUAAUAAUGAAACCACUGAACCGAUGGAUUGGCAAGAAGGUUGCCUGUGUUCUCGGGAUUGCACUCGGCUUAGGAGCCUGUGCUUGGAUUCAAUUUUUUAACGUAGACGGUAAAACUGUUUACGGAAUCGCGGCACUUUUGGGGACUUCCGGGACCGUGCUCAUGGUAGCGUCACUGGCUGUCACCAGCGAUCUGAUUGCGGGAAGUACCAGUACGGGUGCAUUUGUGUUCGGACUAAUGAGUUUCGCGGAUAAGUUAUCCAACGGAUUAGCUGUGAUGGCUAUCCAGCUCUUACAUCCCGUCUCCGGCACUCAUUCAGAUCACUCGGAUUUCUUUGCAAAAGUGAUGGUAUAUGUACCGACCGGAGCAUGUGUGAUAGCAUUGAUUUGCAUUUUGUUGAUAUCGCGUCAGACGGUGGGAGUGCGACAUCGUGACCGGCAGCGGAUAAUGAGUUCCACAUCGUACCGUGAAUUUGUCAAUCAGAAUGAUGAAGAUAGACAAGCCAUGUUUUCGGAAUCAGGUGAUCAUUACGGUGAUCCACGUUUUGCUCAAACCCAAACUAAUGCAACCAUUUCGUAAACCCGGUAAUUUAUCUGUUGUUUUUUACUCUCUUAUUCCAGUUCCUGGUGUUACUGGUUUGUUCUCAAAUUUUAUCGUUUCAAGUGUUACUGUAGUGUAAUUUCUGUUCUGCUUGAGUUUCCGAUAAAUAUAGAAAAGAGAUUAAAAUUAUGUCUACUGCCUUGUUAUUAAAUUUUUCAGUGGAUAUUUUGCUACACUGAUUUAUUUUUAAAUAAAAACCAAUUAAUU